AGAGAGGGUAAAGAGUUCUUUUUGCAGCAAAAAUAUAGAAAUACUUGGGUUUAUCUGUCUAUCAUUCCUUUGUUUUUUAAUUUUCUACCAAUACGGGGAUCAGCAGCCUGCAUUCCUGAACACGCUGGCCAGUGGCUAAAACGGGUGAGCAUGAAACUAGAGGCGCCAGAAAGCUUUGAGGAUGUUGUGAUUGAAUUUCCGAGUGAAGAAUGGAAGAUGCUGAGUAAGGAAGAAAAGGCAGUGUACAGGGAAGUCAUGAUGCAGAACUUUGACAACAUGGUUUCACUAGGAUACAAGAUCCCCAUAGAGCAUCUGUGGUUACUUAUUGGCAAAGAUGAGGAAGUAUCAUUUGGUACUAUAAAAGGAGGGGUAACAUUGCAGCAAAGUCGGCUCUCUGAUGGCAGCUUCACCAACAGUAGGCAUGCAGAUUUCUUUAACAUUCAGAUUCGUCAGUCAUUUCAUUGGAAGCACACUAAUUCUGAACAUGACAGUGUUUCACCAGUUCAAAUGGUUGCUAGAGGUGACCUGAUGCAGACUGCAACAAGACACGAUAUCAGCAAAUCUGAACUACAAAUGCAUCUGGAAACUCAUAGAGAAGAAAGCUCCUACAAGUGGAUUAACUGCAACAAUAAUUUAACAGUUCCCAGUAACAUCUUAACUAAUCAAGGAAUUCACAGUGGAAAAACACCAAAGGAAACAUUGGUAACACAUGAUCGACUUUCCAUUAAAGAAGGAAAGUAUAAACGUUCCACACGUGAGAAAACUUUGUGGCCAGAUGAAAAAAGUUUAGCACAGCAUCAGGUACUCCAUAAUACACAAAAACACUAUAACAAUAUCACUUCUGACAAAACAUUUACACAGAAGCGCACUGUGGUAAAACAUCAGAUACGUCUCAAUCCACACGAACUUUAUAAAUGUGCCAUAUGCAGCAAGAAAUUUACCCAGAAGGAAGAUAUGCUACAGCAUCAGUUAGUGCAUAACCUACAGAAACCCCAUCAAUGUGCCACUUGUGGCAAGAGUUUUGCAACUAAAAAGAGUUUGGCACAACACCAGGUUGUCCACACACGACUGAAACCCUAUAAAUGUGACUCUUGUGAUAAGUGUUUCACAGCCACAAGGAUUUUGGUAGCUCAUCAGGUUGUGCACACGGGACAGAAGCCUUAUAAAUGUGCAGUGUGUGACAAGAGAUUUACACAGAAAUGUAACAUGGUCAAACAUCAGCUAGUGCAUACAGGUCAGAAACCUUAUAAAUGUGCUACAUGUGGCAAAGGUUUCACAUCUAAGAAUAGCCUAAUAGUGCACCAAAAUGUUCACACUGGACAAAAACCUUAUAAAUGUCCUAACUGUGGCAGGAGUUUUUCAGUGAAAAGUAGUCUGGUAAAACAUCAAAAUGUCCACACGGGGCAAAAACCAUAUAAAUGUGACACAUGUGACAAGAGUUUUAAGCAGAGGCGUAGCAUUGUACUUCACCAGUUAGUACACAGUGGGCUGAAACCUUUUAAAUGUGCAAUAUGUGAUAGGGGUUUUACGUGCAAGACAAGCCUGGCAUUGCAUCAGUAUAUCCAUUCUGAACAAAAGCCAUACAGAUGUGCAACAUGUGGCAAGGGUUUUGCAGUUAAAAAAAGCUUGGAGGUUCAUGAGACUAUCCACACCGGACAAAAGCCAUAUAAAUGUACCAGAUGUGGCAAGGGAUUUACAAGGAAAAGUAACCUAGAAAAUCAUCAUUGUAUCUAUGGUGGAGAGAAGCCACAUAAAUGUGACACUUGUGACAAGAGUUUUACACAGAGGUGUAGCAUGUUAAAACACCAGUUUCUGCACACGGGGCAGAAGCCUUAUAAGUGUACCACAUGUGGCAAGGGUUUUAUACAGAAGUGGAACAUGUUAGAACACCAGUUAAUACACACUGGGCAGAGGCCAUAUAAAUGUACCACAUGUGGCAAAGGUUUUACUAAGAAGGGUAAUAUGGUAAAACAUCAAUCUGUCCAUUGUAGGCAAAGUCAAUCAAAGAAUCAUAGAAAAUGAUGAACUUUAUAUCACAUGGGAUCACCCAACACCAACAGUUCAAA
This is a messenger RNA of Protopterus annectens (West African lungfish), 2066 nucleotides long. Its product is annotated as gastrula zinc finger protein XlCGF26.1-like. Bases 151 to 2022 code for a protein of 623 amino acids. The record is from RefSeq and is a predicted model, not a curated record. NCBI's taxonomy places the organism in Eukaryota, Metazoa, Chordata, Ceratodontiformes, Protopteridae. Gene Ontology annotation, biological process: regulation of DNA-templated transcription. The transcript is spliced from 4 exons.